GGACCUCUAGUCAAAUUCAUACUGUUGGACGGAGUGGAGACUCGCAAACUCUCUCUCUCUCUCUGUUAUAUCUCAGAGAAACGACGCUGCAGUUCAAGCAAGUUGUCGUCUUAGAAUGUUAAGACAUUGAAAUGUGUCUUAACAUUCUAGUUCAAUUCCUGAGCUCCAUAGUCGGCAGAGUCAAAAGGUUCUGCAACGUACCGGAAGAGACGGUCGGUCCAAGCUUCAUGAAGAAGCAACACUAUUCUAGUUUGUGUUCGCAGUCUGCGCAUUCUGUUCUAUAACAGCUGGAUUUGAGAUUUGUUCAUUCGGUCAUUCAUUUGUUCAUUCCAGCAUUGGGCCCUUUCAAGGCUGCUUUGCUCUGAAUCAUUCAUUCAUUCAUUUGUUCAUUCCAGCAUUGAGCUCUUUCAAGGCUGCUUUGAUCUGGAUCUUGACAGACGCGCAAAAUUGGAUACAUCUAACAUUGCUACCUCUUCCUACGCAAGACCACGCCAAAUUCACAACAAGCUGCAGCUGCAACUCACAUGUCGUCAUCGAGGAGUUCUAUAGAGACGGGGUUGACAGGGCCCGAAAAUAUCCGAGAUUGGAACUCCUGCGAGUCGGGAAAAGAGACUCUGAUAGUGAUUUUUUUUCAUGGGCUUGAGUUGAAUGACGGGGUGUCCACAGAGAACAAACACCUCACGACAUGGUCGUAUCAAGACGAAAAAGAGCAAUGUUGGCCAAGAACAAUGUUCAAGGAGGAUGUAGAGUUACAACAGUCGAAUAUUGUGAUCCGAGCACUGGCAGCAUCUUAUGACUCCAGCAAGUACACAACGAAUACUGAGGGGAGGGUAGACAUUUUCAACCUUGGAGAAAAUUUGGCUCAUACAAUCAUCACUGAAGUUAAAAAAAUGCAUAAACAAUCUGGUAGAAUGACCCCAGUCAUUCUAGUCGCUCACAGCAUCGGAGGCCUGGUGGUUCAAGAAAUGAUAAGCCAUGCAUUUACGAAGGUGAAGCCUCAAAUGAAUGAUGCCUCUGCUAGGCAGUUUCUGAGAAGUCUCAGCGGGAUCUUCUUCUACUCAACACCCCAAGGUUCCUUGAAGAAUGAAACUUACGAGGCAAUUUUCAGUGGUGGCAGAGGUAAAGUGACAAGUCAUGUGGCGAAACUUCAGUCAGAACACAACGUCAUUCUGAGCAGGAAACGAGGGGAGUUUGUGAAUAUUAUAGCGGCUAUAGAGAAUGAAGCGGGUUUGAGAAACCACAAGAAGAUUGAGAUCCAAUCUGUCUUUGAGAGCCUGCCCACUAAAGUGAUAACUUCAAAGGGCAAAUGGGAAGGCAUGAUUGUGGAAGAGGGCAGUAGCAGAUCACUGCAUCUUGGAAAUGACACUUACACUAACAUUAAAGCCAACCACUUCGACGUUUGUAGACCAGAAUCAGGUGAAAAAGGUUUCGGUCAAAAUCAAUAUCAGUUUCUUAAAAACUUCAUACUGAGGGUAAUGGAAUCUUAGCGUUACAUUCAUUGAUGAUUUAGAAAACAGUGGCUUUUCAUUUUCUCCUAGCUGGCAAGCUCUUGGAGCUCUUAUCCUAGUGUUAUCUU
Messenger RNA from Marchantia polymorpha subsp. ruderalis, 1576 nucleotides. NCBI's taxonomy places the organism in Eukaryota, Viridiplantae, Streptophyta, Marchantiopsida, Marchantiales, Marchantiaceae. The record is from the annotation of a GenBank genome assembly.